Messenger RNA from Mycena citricolor, 1222 nucleotides. The record is from the annotation of a GenBank genome assembly. Lineage: Eukaryota; Fungi; Basidiomycota; Agaricomycetes; Agaricales; Mycenaceae.
CCUGAAUAGAGUAUUCUGUCACCCUUCCAUCAACCCUGGAGAAGGCGCCUGCGGAGUUCGAAAAAUGCUUGUAUAAAUACGAUGGGGUACUCGAUUCAGAACGCACCCUUCUCCUUCCCACCACAACCAUCUUGGUGGGUUUUUGGUUUCGUGUUAAGCUUCCGCACCUGUCUUCGUCAUGUCCAAACUAUACGUUGGAAACCUUAGCUGGAACACCACGGACGAAAGUCUGCGCGACGCAUUCUCCGCUCAUGGGCAAGUCACCGAUGCCAUCGUCAUGAAGGAUCGCGAGACCGGUCGCGCGCGAGGCUUCGGAUUCGUCACCUUCUCCUCUCCCGAAGAGGCUCAAGCAGCCAUCGACAACAUGAACGAGUCCGAUCUUGAAGGUCGUCGCAUUCGCGUCAACAUCGCCGAGCAACGCGGUGGCGGAGGAGGUGGAGGCUAUCGCUCCGGCGGAGGAGGCGGCUAUGGCGGAGGAGGUGGCUAUGGUGGAGGAGGAGGAGGUGGCUACGGUGGAGGCAACGGUGGUUAUGGUGGAGGCGGCUAUGGUGGUGGCAACAACGGUGGCUCCUGGUAAAAGAUGAUCUAACCGUGCGAUUGUUUUUGAUCCCUGUUCCAAUGCUUUGAAGCCUGUACAAGUCACACAUACAUGUAACACGUUUUCUGAGAAAUGUCACUGGUACCUCAUAAUACCAUCCAAAACCUGUUUCAUAUGCUUUGACUAUCACUGCGACCUCGGUCAAUGCAUUUGAUCCCUGGAUUCGUUGGACACACACGACCAGUUCAACAAUCGUAGUCGCUGCUGUUCGCGCUUCCACUUCCGCCGUCGCGUCCUUGUUACUUCCACUAUCCUCCUAUCCCCCAGAUAUCGUUCAUGGCUUCUGUUUCCCCUCAAAGCAAUCAAUGAAGAUAAUCAGUCGGGGCGAGUCUGAUCCCGUGGGAUUCGGACGCGGAAACCGAGCAAAGAUCUCUUCCCGCUACCUAUUAAAGAUCAAAGGGCGAAGUCACACCGCUUUCCCUGCUGCUGACAGCAUUCAUGUUAUCUUUCUUCUCCCUGGCCCUGUUGUUCCCUGCCAGUCUCUAUGCCCUCUCGAUGUCAGGAUGGGCUCUCCUCCGUGCUUGGUCACGCAAGAAGCAAGUUGGCAUCACCGAACUGGACCUCUUCUCCCAGCCGAGGUCUUCGACGGAGAGGAUCCCCGGUACCGCUGUGGUAUGCGGCGGA